CCAUAAUCUGACAGGUUUGUCUGAGAUUCUCGUUUCUGUGCCUGACAGUGACAAGACCCUGAUUGGUCGCCAACACAACAGCGACAGCGACAGCGACAGCGACGAGGACGAAACCAGAAAUGGCACAGAGAUGACCAAGCUGCCAUGACCGACCACAACUGUACUGUAUUUAUUUACAUACUCUUGAUGGACAGUCAAACACAGUGGGGGCAGCCAAGCAGGGUAGAGAAGGAGAAAGAGGCGAGGAAACGACACGAGACAUGGGACACGGUGAUCGUGAGCUCAUACAUCAUUGGCGAAAUGGCCAAGCCGAAACCAGCGUUUAUUCAAUUAUCUAUAAAGACUCGAAAGAGCUCUUGCCAGGACAGCAGGUUCGUAGCCAGCACCACGGACAGGUUGCAGAGGCCGCCUUCGCUGGCCGGUACACAGGUUUGGACAUCUGUGACCCCCGCAGGAAACCUAGGGAGAUAGGACGUCUGCGGGAAAAGAGGGAAGCAAUCCAUCAUCUGUAGGCUCCCGGGGCACUUCCAGAUGGCAUCGUCUGU
Molecule: messenger RNA, 545 nt
Organism: Truncatella angustata
Lineage: Eukaryota; Fungi; Ascomycota; Sordariomycetes; Amphisphaeriales; Sporocadaceae
Exons: 2
Coding region: 145-471 (108 amino acids)
Source: RefSeq, a predicted model, not a curated record